AUGGGUGUUCCCGCCAUGUUUCGCUGGCUCAGCCAGAAAUACCCCAAGAUUGUGUCCACUGUCCAAGAAGAAUUGCCCAAAAAGGUCGGCGACGCCGUCAUACCCGUAGACCGCACCGGGCCCAACCCCAACGGUGAAGAGUUCGACAAUCUGUAUCUCGACAUGAACGGCAUUGUGCAUCCGUGCUCGCACCCCGAAGACAAACCAGCGCCCAAGACCGAGGCUGACAUGAUGCUUGCCAUCUUCGAAUACACUGAUCGCGUACUCGGCAUGGUGCGCCCCCGCAAGCUGCUCUACAUGGCAGUCGACGGUGUUGCGCCCCGUGCCAAGAUGAACCAGCAGCGGUCGCGUCGCUUCCGCUCAGCCAAAGAGGCAAAGGAAAAGGACGAGGAGCGUGCAGAGUUUCAGAAAAUCCUCAACUCGCAGAAAGCCAGCCGCGGCGAGGACAUCACUAGUCUCGAACAGGUCGUUGAGAAGACAUGGGACUCGAAUGCAAUCACGCCUGGUACACCCUUCAUGCAUCUCCUAGCCGAGAGUCUUCAAUACUGGUGUGCGUACAAGUUCACAACCGACCCCUCGUGGAAGGACAUGAAAGUCAUCAUUUCCGAUGCAUCUGUGCCUGGUGAAGGAGAACACAAAAUCAUGAACUUCAUUCGCUCGCAACGCGCUAUGCCUACCCAUGACCCCAAUACCUCGCACGUCAUCUACGGCUUGGACGCCGAUUUGAUUAUGCUGAGUCUUGCUACUCACGAGCCUUAUUUCCGUGUUCUCAGAGAAGACGUCUUCUACGACUCGGGUAAGGACAAGGUCUGCACGCGCUGUGGGCGCAAGGGCCAUAUCCGCACCAAUUGUGAAUUCCCUGAUGAUGGCAAGAAGCUCACCGAAGAAGAGGCUGAGGAAGAAUGGGCUACGUCAGAGCACCAGCUCAAGCCUUUCAUCUGGCUGCACACCAACAUCUUGCGAGAGUAUCUGGCUGUCGAAAUGGACACGCCCAAGCGCACCUUCAAGUAUGACCUUGAGCGCUCACUGGAUGAUUGGGUCUUCAUGUGUUUCUUCGUUGGUAACGAUUUCUUGCCACACUUGCCUAGUCUUGAAAUUCGCGACCAGGGUAUCGACUUACUCAUUAGCAUCUGGCGAGAUCUCGCCGCUGAAAUGGAUGACUAUGUGACCAAGGACGGAUUUCCUGACAUGCGCCGCGUGCAACAGAUUCUCUCUGCUCUUGCCAUCCGAGAGGCUGGUAUUUUCAAGAAGCGCAAGGAAGUUCAAGACCGUCAGGCCGCUAACAGGGCUCGACGCGAAGCCCAGAACAAACGUCAACGCACCGAUGAAAAUGGCCUUUCAGCACCAGGAUUCAAGCGUGCAAAGGAGACUACAGACACCUACACGAGCGCAGGUAUUGUGUUCUUUGACCCCAAGCAGGCCCAGUCGAAGGAGGUACGCGAUGUCCAUAAAGACAUCAUGCAUACACGCGACGCCCAAGCCAACAAAAGUGCUGCGGCCAAGCUCAAGGAGCUCAUGAAGGCCAAGGCCGAUGGCACAUCUGUCCCCGAGCCUGAGCCGACCCCGGCUUCUGAGCCUGUUUCAGAAUCUGCCUCUGGUACUGACACACCAGUUCACCUUGGAAAGCGCAAAGCAGAUGACAUAGAAGAUGCCGACAACGGAACGCCUGGGCGCAAUACGCCAAUCGUUCCUGGGUCUCCAAAGAAAAACGGAGAUGGCACCCCAGAAGACACCAUCAGGCUUUGGGAGGAUGGCUACGAGGAACGCUACUACGAGCAGAAGUUUGGUGUUGCUCCCAACGACAUAGCCUUUCGCAACAAGGUCGCACGUCAGUACGCUGAAGGUCUCUGUUGGGUGCUGGCCUACUAUAUGCAAGGCUGUCCUUCAUGGACUUGGUAUUUCCCUCACCACUAUGCUCCAUUCGCUGCAGACUUUGUUGGUCUCGAAGACAUGGAUCCCCGCAAACUAUUUGAGAAGGGCAAGCCUUUCCAUCCUUACGAACAACUCAUGGGCGUCUUGCCUGCCGCAUCAAACCACGCGAUUCCCGAACCGUUCCGCAUACUCAUGGAGGAUCCGAACAGUUCAAUCGUUGACUUCUACCCUGAGGACUUUCCGAUUGACCUCAACGGUAAAAAGUUUGCUUGGCAGGGUGUCGCCAUCUUACCAUUCAUUGACGAGAACCGACUGCUCGCCGCCAUGGCAACAAAGUACCCUGAGCUGUCUGACGAUGAGAGGAAGCGAAACGAAUUUGGAAAGGAGACGCUCAUGUUCUCCCAAGAGUGUAGCCUUUUCGAUGACGUGGAGAAGGCGUUGUAUCGCAAAGGACAGCAGAAGCACAGGAUCGAUCCCGCCAAGAGUCGCGCGCUCCACGGAGACGUCGAGCCGCAUGACCUGUUUGUCAUGGACAGUCAGCUUGUGCCACCAUUCGAUGCCGAUGGCGUAACGGAUUUUGAAAUUACACAGGACCGUUCCAUGAGGGUAUACUAUGAAAUGCCAACCGUGACCUCAAGCCGAGCACACAAGUCUGUUCUGCUCGAGGGCGUCAAGCUCCCCAAACCAGCCCUGAAUCCUGGUGAGGCCGAGUCAGUACGACGCUCUAACGAGCGUGGUGGCUUCCGUGGCCGCGGCCGUGGAGGCGGGGGUCGAGGAGGCUACAACGAUCGCCGCAACAAUGACAACAUGCGUAACGACUACCAGAACGGCGGUGGGCGAGGAGGCCACCAAAAUGGGCGUGGAGGUGGCAGUUGGGACAAUAGCAGAGGUGGAUACGGUGGUCAAGGUGGCUACCCACCGCCGCCGCCCAACUUUGCACCCCCAUUUCCCGGUGGCAACUUUCCUCCGCCGCCAGGAGGUGCCAAUUUUUUCCCUCCCCCACCUCCAGGAUGGGUGCCUCCGCCUGGUGUAGGUGGUUGGCAAGGCGGUGCUCCUCCCUACGGAGCUCCGCCUAUCCCACCAGUCGGUCAACGGCCCGCAUGGAUGGGCAACUCAAACCAGCAACAUGGUGCACCGCCGCCACGCCAGGCACCAAACAACAGCUCACUACGAGACGAGAGAUUCUAUCGGCCCGCUGAUGAACUCCUCGGACGAAGCGGAGGCGGAAGCGGAGGAUAUCAGGGCAGUAACCCGUAUAGUGAUCGUCCACCUAGGGAUGAUAGAGGAAACCGUGGAGGAAGAAAUGGCCGAGGUGGACACCGCAGUGGUGGUGGUGGACAUCAGGGCAACAGGCCUUCGUACAACUCGAAUGACUACCGUUGAAGUAUAUUAGUUUGAUAUGAGGUAUCAAGUGCGCUACAUGUACGAUUAGACAUGGGAUUGAUG
Messenger RNA from Exserohilum turcica Et28A, 3318 nucleotides. RefSeq lists its product as uncharacterized. Gene Ontology annotation, cellular component: nucleus. The transcript is spliced from 2 exons. Gene Ontology annotation, molecular function: zinc ion binding; RNA binding; 5'-3' RNA exonuclease activity. Lineage: Eukaryota; Fungi; Ascomycota; Dothideomycetes; Pleosporales; Pleosporaceae. Gene Ontology annotation, biological process: nuclear-transcribed mRNA catabolic process. The record is from RefSeq and is a predicted model, not a curated record. The coding region runs from base 1 to 3255 and encodes 1084 amino acids.